Messenger RNA from Podarcis lilfordi (Lilford's wall lizard), 5209 nucleotides. Lineage: Eukaryota; Metazoa; Chordata; Lepidosauria; Squamata; Lacertidae. The record is from the annotation of a GenBank genome assembly.
AUGCCCCUCUCCAGCCUGUUUGCCAACGCAGUUAUAAGGGCACAGCAUCUUCACCUGCUUGCAGCUGAUACCUUCAAGGAGUUUGUGAGUAAUAGGACUCAGCUAUACAGCUGCAAAUAAAACGUUUUGAACGUGUUGGAAAGUGCAAUAUACAAAUGUGACAGUAGAUGGCGACAGCGAGCUAUGCCAAAUUCUGUGUCUUUUUCAAAACGUUUUUUAAAAAAGCAUUUUCACAGUGUUUUUUUAUAUGUGUGUAGAUUCCACCAUAGUGUACCAUUCAGAAAUGCAUCCAUUUGGUUUCUAUAUCAUCAUUCCUUCUGACAGCGGCUGAGUGACGCUCAGGCAUAAUUAUAACUUGGCUUGGCAGCCCCUUAUCCAGCCUCUACUUCACCUUUGCUCCUGGCUAAACAGUGGAUGGAGGAAGCAACCCUCGUAGCAUUUUGUGGCUUUUGUUUUUUGUUUGUUUGUUUGUUUACAGGAACGUUCCUACAUCUCAGAAGCCCAGCGGUACUCCAACAAAAACUCUCCGUCUUCGUACUGUUAUUCCGAAACCAUCCCUGCGCCCACAGGGAAGGACGAUGCCCAGCAAAGAACAGUAGGUUGCCUCCCUUGUUGCCUUAUUUUAUGGAAUUAGCAAAACAACAACAAACCUAUGGUUACGUGAAACAUACUCAAUAAACACACAAGACGUAACCGGCUGCACUUUUGAAUAAAUAAAGGUAUGCUAUUCAUUGUAUCAAAUUGUAGAUUUCAACGAAAAAAGCAGAAGACCCAGUGGGUCAGUUCAUUCUAUAGUCCGUUCAUGCCUAAGGUCCAUACAUGUAUAAGUGUCUAUUCCACCUGUCUGUUCAUAGAGUCCAAUAAUCCACAUGAAGGGUUGUUACAGUUCCACAGAAUCCUUUCACAGAGUCUAAAAUUAAUUUAAAUAAAUCCAUCCUGGUUUGAAAUGCAGAAUACUUGGGAGUAGGAACAAAACCUAGACCUAGAUUUAAUACUCGAGAUUCCUCUGGUUUUUAAAGUUCUAUCAGAUAAGUUAACCACUAAAGUGGUAUCUCGAUGUUCAGGAAUUAUUUCCUCCGAUAAGAUGCGCCAUUUGGAAAAAGACUGGUACGUUUGACCAGAUCUAAGUUCUCUGUCUUCAUCUGAUCCGUCUUGUGUGUUUAUUGAUUACAGUGGUGCCUCGCAAGACGAAAUUAAUCUGUUCCGCGAGAGUCUUCGUCUAGCGGUUUUUCGUCUUGCGAAGCAACCCUAUUAGCGGCUUAACGGAUUAGCGCUAUUAGCGGUUUAGCGGCUAUUAAAGGCUUAAAGGCUUAGAGGAUUAGCUGCUAAAAGGCUAUUAAAGGCUAUUAAAGGCUUAGCAGAUUAGAUAAAGGGGGGGGAAAGCGAAAAAAAAUCUCUAGACUCGCAAGACAUUUUCGUCUUGUGAAGCAAGCCCAUAGGGAAAUUCGUCCUGCGAAGCAACUCAAAAACGGAAAACCCUUUCGUCUAGCGGGUUUUCCGUCUUGCGAGGCAUUCGUCUUGCGGGGCACCACUGUAUUUUAUGGAAUGGCUGCAUCAAGGUGCAAAAUCUGGAAUUUCCGUGUUUUGUGUGUUUAGCUUCCCAUUGUCCCACUUGGCGAACAGUGGGGCAGCUCCCAACUUCUGCAACAAUACUUUACAAUCCCAUUUUCUCUCCAGCUGCCAUCUGAACAUAACUUGUCCCAAACAACGUAACUAUUCCAUCACUGAGGAAGGAAUGUUCCCAGCCAUUCGUGCCCAUUGAGAGAAUGCCCUCCGCCAGCUUUAUAAGCAUCAUCUGGCAUUCACUACUCUUUAGCAAGUUAUCAAGGGCGCUUCCUGACAACCUCGUUCCGGAGCAAUCUUAUUUGUUUGCAGAGAACCUAGAUGCCUACUGUUUAAUGAGCAUCCAUUCUGAUUUGUUUGAGGGUAGGUUAGAUGAUGUUGCAUCAAGGCAAGCCUUAUUCCACCCUUUCCAGUGUUUUCCCCUUCACUUUCCUUCCUGCAGAAAAAAAUCAGAUUCAGAAGCAGUUUUGUUGUGCAGACCAACUACUAAAUUAGCCGGUAUGCAAUUGAAUCCCACUCGAGCAAAUGGCUCCAGGUAUACUUCAAUUAAAUGUAAGGGUUUCCUGGAAUAGGGCUGGGAAAGUCCUCUGCCCAAGUCCUUAAGAGGUACCUUUGGGUCAUGGGGUUAAGCUAGACAUGGCAUUUGGGAGAUCUUCUUCUUCUUCUUCUUCUUCUUCUUCUUCUUCUUCAGUAUUAGUAGCAGUGCAAGGAAAGAAAUCCGAUUGGAACUAAGAUUUUGAGGGUGUUUGACAUCUGGGAGUUUGACACCACAGGUUUCCCCAACCCUGCUGUACAUCUUCUGGAGGUGGUGCCCUUAUUUAGGUUGACGUUUGGUGCUCAAGGAUGGAAAAAGUAUAAUAAUUAGUAUACCAUUAUCUAGGGAUGUGGGUGGCGCUGUGGGUUAAACCACAGAGUCUUGGACUUGCAUAUCAGAAGGUCGGCGGUUCGAAUCCCUGCAAUGGGGUGAGCUCCCGUUGCUCGGUCCCUGCUCCUGCCAACCUAGCAGUUCAAAAGCACGUCAAAGUGCAAGUAGAUAAAUAGGUACCGCUCCGGCAGGAAGGUAAACGGCGUUUCCGUGCACUGCUCUGGUUCGUCAGAAGCGGCUUAGUCAUGCUGGCCACAUGACCCGGAAGCGAGAUGAGCGCCACAACCCCAGAGUCGGUCACGACUGGACCUAAUGGUCAGGGGUCCCUUAACCUAUUAGUAGCAGUGCAAGGAAAGAAAUCCGAUUGGAACUAAGAUUUUGAGGGUGUUUGACAUCUGGAAGUUUGACAUCACAGGUUUCCCCACCCCUGCUGUACAUCUUCUGGAGGUGGUGCCCUUCUUUAGGUUGACGUUUGAUGCUCAAGGACAGGAAAAGUAUAAUAAUUACUACACCGUUAUCUACCUUGUUAUUGGGUUGGAUGGAGAGGGCUGUAAGUACAAAGAGGCACACAUUGAUCCCAGGGCACAGCAUUCCCUCUCAAACCAUUUCCUUGAUCCGACCCAACAUUUGUUGCUCUAAUGGAAACACAGGGGCUCCAAACCGCAUCCGUUUCAUCCACCAGUGUGAUCAGUGGUCAAGGAUGGGAGCUGCUGUCAAGAAGGCCAUAGAUUCCCCACCCCUGAUGUACAGGUUCAGGUUUUGGCGAGUCCUCCAGGGAACGAAUCCCAAGGUUGUGGGGCCACCACAACAACGUUUUGCUUUGCUUGUGCAAAGCUGGUAUGGCACAGAGAUGACGUACUUAAGAGAGUGUCUUCAGUCUUGAAGGCUAUGAUGGGAGGGAAAUGAGUGGCUCAUUAUGGUUCUUUUUAACACUGGCCUCUUUGUUUAUUUUCCCUUCAAGGACAUGGAGCUGCUCAGGUUUUCGCUGACUCUCAUUCAGUCCUGGCUAGGUCCUGUACGGUUCCUAAGCAGGGUCUUCACUAAUAGUCUGGUCUUUGGGACUUCGGACAGAGUGUAUGAAAAACUCCAAGACUUGGAAGAAGGCAUCCAGACUCUUAUGAGGGUAAGCCAUCUGUUCCCAAGGGGCAAAGGGGCAAGCAGCUGCCUUUGAGUGAAGCUACAGUUCUGAUCACCCUACUAACCACGACGACUGUGUGCUAACUCCCAAUAUUGGAGACAAGAUGCCUCUGAACUCCAGUUGCUGAAGAAUGCAAGUUGUGCUCAUGUGAGCUUCUCUUUUGGCCUCACCCAACAAGGCAUUUGGGACGCGGGUGGCGAUGUGGGUUAAACCUCAGAGCCUAGGACUUGCCAAUCAGAAGGUUGGCGGUUCGAAUCCCCGCGACGGGGUGAGCUCCCGUUGCUCAGUCCCUGCUCCUGCCAACCUAGCAGUUCGAAAGCACCUCAAAGUGCAAGUAGAUAAAUAGGUACCGCUCCGGCGGGAAGGUAAAUGGCAUUUCCAUGCGCUGCUCUGGUUUGCCAGAAGCGGCUUAGUCAUGCUGGCCACAUGACCCGGAAGCUGUACGCCGGCUCCCUCGGCCUUUAAAGCGAGAUAAGCGCCACAACCCCAGAGUUGGCCACGACUAGACCUAACAGUCAGGGGUCCCUUUACCUUUACUAACAAGGCAUUUAAAGCUCUCAACUUGCAAUUAAGCCACAUUUGGGGAAAAGCCGGAAACAGUAACUGCUGCUGAGUCCCGCAUUGCUGUUGCUGCAUCUCAACCCAUCCAUUGCAGAACUGCCUUUGCAAGGCCUCUUACUCAAUUUUGCAGCCAGGCUGAGAAGUACCUAUAGCAGGCUUCCUCAACCUCAGCCCUCCAGAUGUCUUGAGACUACAGUUCCCAGCAUCCCUUACCACUGGUCCUGCUAGCUAGGGAUGAUGGGAGUUGUAGGCCAAAAACAUCUGGAGGGCCGAGGUUGAGGAAGCCUGACCUAGAGAUAGGCUUCAGAUGCUUGCCAAUAGACACCUCCCACCUGUCUUCUCCCAUUCCAGGGGCUGCAUGCAAGCCUCUGCCCACCUACAACACAGGGCAGCGGUUGUUGUAAUUAGUCAUGAAGCAAAGGGAUGGGAAAUUUUCAAAAUCUCCCAAGUUUGGGAUUUGGGGCCAUGUUUCCUAAUAAUAAUUAUUUAUUUAUACCCCGCACAUCUGGCUGGGUUUCCCCAGCCACUCUGGGCGGCUCCCAACAGAAUAUUAAAAGCACAAUUAAACAUCAAACAUUAAAAACUUUCCUAAACAGAGCUGCCUUCAGAUGUCUCCCAAAAGACAAAUAGUUGUUUAUUUCCUUGAUAUCUGAUAAGAGGGCGUUCCACAGGGCGGGUGCCACUACCAAGAAGGCCCUCUGCCUGGUUCCCUGUAGCUUCACUUCUCGCAGCGUGGGAAGGUCCUUGGAGCUGGACCUCAGUGUCCGGGCUGAACGAUGGGAGUGGAGACGCUCCUUCAGGUAUUCUGGGCCGAGGCCAUUUAGGGCUUUCAAGGUCCGUCGUAGUACCUUUCCCAUUUGCAAGAGCGUAUUUUCCCACAGGAGCUGGAGGACGGGAGCUCACGGGGCGCCCAGCUGCUCAGACCCACCUACGACAAAUUUGACGUCAACCUCCGGAGCGAAGACGCUCUGCUGAAAAACUACGGCCUUCUGUCCUGCUUCAAGAAGGACCUGCACAAGGUGGAGACCUACCUGAAAGUGAUGAAGUGCCGGCGCUUCGGGGAACUUAACUGCACCAUCUGA